GUGUGGACGUAACUAAGUCAACAAAUAGGAAACUUCCUUCAAGUUGCGCUACACUCCAAUCUCCUAAGUUCUAUGCUCUUACAUUCUUCAGAAGAUCAAUCACCUUCUUUUCCUUCAAAUUAUUUUGCUCCUCUCUCAGUUCUCACUGUCUCUGUCUCUAUGGCUCUCUCAUUAUCUUCUUCCUCUUCCUCUUCUCGCACUUGUACGUACGAUGUUUUCCCGAGCUUCAGUGGGGAAGACGUCCGUAUUACUUUCCUCAGCCACUUUCUAAAGGAGCUUGACAAAAGGUUGAUCAUUGCUUUCAAAGACAACGAGACCCAGAGAAGUCUAUCAUUGGGUCCCGAGCUUAAACAGGCCAUUAGAGAUUCGAGGAUCGCUGUGGUUAUCUUCUCCAAUAAGUACGCAUCUUCAAGCUGGUGUCUUAAUGAGCUGCUGGAGAUCGUCAAGUGCAGGGAAGAGUGUGGUCAAAUGGUGAUACCUGUUUUCUACCGUUUGGAUCCUUCCCAUGUGAGGAAACAAACCGGUGACUUUGGUAAUAUCUUUGAAGAAACAUGCAAGAAUAAAACAGAGGAAGUGAUAAUUCAAUGGAGGAGAGCUUUGACCGAUGUAGCCAAUACCCUCGGGUAUCAUUCUGUUAACUGGGAUAGCGAAGCAAAAAUGAUUGAAGAAAUUGUCAGUGAUGUUUCGGAUAAGCUACUUCUAACUCCAUCAGAGGAUUCUGAGAACUUUGUCGGUAUUGAAGAUCAUAUAGCUGAAAUGAGUGUGUUGCUGCAGUUGGAAUCAGAGGAAGUGAGGAUGGUUGGUAUAUGGGGUUGUUCAGGGAUCGGCAAGACUACGAUUGCGAGAGUUCUGUUCAACCGACUUUCUCGACACUUUCAAGGCAGAAUUUUCAUUGACAGGGCUUUUUUAUCUAAGAGUAUGGACAUUUACAGUCAAGCCAACCCAUACGACUACAACUUGAAGUUGCAUUUACAAUCGGAAUUCCUAUCGAAAAUUCUAGGGAAAAAGGAUAUAGAGAUAAGUCAAUUAGGUGAAUUAGCAGGGAGGCUGAAGCACCAUAAAGUUCUUGUUUUCAUUGAUGAUCUCAACGAUCAAGUGGUGCUAGAUUCCUUGGUUGGUCAAACUCAAUGGUUUGGAAGUGGGAGCAGAAUCAUUGUGGUUACAAAUGAUAAGCAUUUCUUAAGGGCCCAUGGGAUUGAACACAUUUACGAGGUCUGUCUCCCAUCUGAAGACGUCGCUCGAGAAAUAUUAUGUCGAUCUGCUUUUAGGGAAAAGUCUCCACCUGAAGGUUUUGAGGAGCUUGUAUAUGAAAUUACAAGACUUGUGGGUAGUCCUUUAGGUCUUACUGUUUUGGGUUCAUCUCUACGGGGGAGGGACAAUGAGUACUGGAUGGAUUCGUUGUCAAUGCUUCAGACCGGUAAAAAUGGGAAAAUUGAAAAAAUAUCAAGAAUCAGCUAUGAUGGAUUAAGUAGCGAAGAAGAUAAGACAAUAUUUCGCUAUAUUGCAUGCUAUUUCAAUGGUGGAAAAGUCGCAUACAUGAAGUUGUUGCUCGCAGAUAGUGGCUUGAGUGUUAAUGUUGGGCUGGAAAAUCUAGCUGAUAAGUCCCUCAUUCAUGUAAGAGAGGGUCGGGUGGAAAUGCACGGUUUGCUAAAGAAGAUGGGUAAAAAAGUUGUUCGCCUGGAGAAGCCUGAAAACAGGGAAUUUCUGGAGGAUUCACAAGAUAUCUUUGAUGUACUCACUAAAGGCAUUGGUACUGAAAAGGUAUUAAGUAUAUCAUUGAAUAUUUCUACGAUUGAGGAGUUGCAUGUACAUGAGAAUGCCUUCAAACGGAUGCGUAAUCUCCGUUUCCUAAAAGUUUUAGGGUCUGAUGAAUCGGGUACAAUGAAAUUGCGUAUACCCAAAAGUUUCGAUUAUUCUAAACUGAAAUUAUUGAGAUGGAGAGAUUAUCCAAUGAGAUGUCUGCCUUCUAAGUUUCGUCCUGAAAACCUCGUCGAGCUUAAAAUGCAGAAUAGCAAGCUCGAGAAGCUGUGGGAAGGAGUUGUGGCGCUUCCAUAUCUCAAGGAGAUGGAUUUGAGGUAUUCUCACGACCUGAUGCAAAUGCCAGAUCUUUCAAAGGCCACCAAUCUGGAGAUACUUAAUCUUUCGCAAUGCUAUAGUUUGGUGAAGCUUCCUUCCUCUAUUCCACAUCCCAACAAACUGAGAAAAUUAAACAUGAGGGAUUGUCGAAAUGUGGAGACUAUUCCAAUUGGCAUUAGCCUCAAAUCUCUCGAAAAGCUAGAUCUCGAUGGUUGCUCACGGUUGAGGACUUUGCCUCAAAUCUCAACCAACAUCGUACAUCUCUGUCUAAGCGAAACAGCCAUCGAAGAAUUUCCUUCAGAUUUGCAUCUGGAGAAUUUGCGUUUCGAGAAACUCAGUUAUCUUAGCAUGCAAAACCUAAAGAGUAAGAAACUAUGGGAAAAAGUGCAGCCGCUUAUUUUCCUCACGGGGAUAAUGUCUCCAUCUAUGAGGCAGUUGUAUCUAUCGGAUAUCCCAAGCUUGGUGGAACUUCCUUCUUCAUUUCAAAAUCUCCAUCAGCUGGAGAAAUUAAAAAUUGAGAACUGCGUAAAUCUGGAGACUCUUCCCACCGGAAUCAACCUCCAAUCCCUUGAAGAGCUUGAUCUCAGUGGAUGCUCAAAGUUGAGGACUUUUCCUGAUAUCUCAACCAACAUCCAAACGCUCAAUCUAAACGAAACAGAGAUUGAAGAGGUUCCUUGUUGGAUUGAGAAAUUCUCCAGGCUUGAAGUCCUAUACAUGAAUGAUUGCAUAAAUCUGGAGACUCUUCCCACCGGAAUCAACCUCCAAACUCUGUCGUUUCUAUAUCUUAAUGGAUGCUCAAGGUUGAGGACUUUUCCUGGUAUCUCUACCAACAUCGUAUGUCUCUAUCUAAGCGAAACAGCCAUUGAAGAGGUUCCUUGGUGGAUUGAGAAAUUCUCCCGGCUUAGAGUCCUAUACAUGAAUGGUUGCAUAAAUCUGGAGACUGUUCUAGAUCUGGACCACCGAUAUCUUGAUAUACUCAAUCUCAGUGGAUGCUCAAAGUUGAGGACUUUUCCUAAUAUCUCAACCAAUAUCAGAAGGCUCAAUCUAAGCGAAACAGGGAUUGAAGAGGUUCCUUGUUGGAUUGGGAAAUUUUUCUUUUGUCUUUUGAAGCUAAAGAUGAGUGGAUGCUCAAAGUUGAGGACUUUUCCUAAUAUCUCAACCAAUAUCGUAAGGCUCAAUCUAAACGAAACAGCUAUUGAAGAGGUUCCUUGUUGGAUUGAGAAAUUCUCCAAGCUUGAAAUCCUAAAGAUGAAGGGAUGCAUAAAUCUGGAGACUCUUCCCACCGGAAUCAACCUCCAAUCUCUCAGGGAACUAAAUCUCAGUGGGUGCUCAAGGUUGAGGACAUUUCCUGAUAUCUCUACCAACAUCCAAUGGCUCUAUCUAAGCGAAACAGCCAUUGAAGAGGUUCCUCCGUGGAUUGAGAAAUCCAUUCUUCAUGGCCUAUAUAUGAAUGGAUGCAUAAAUCUUGAGACUCUUCCCACCGGAAUCAACCUCCAAUACCUCGAAGUUCUAGAUCUUAGGGGAUGCUCACGGUUGAGGACUUUUCCUGAUAUCUCUACCAACAUCCAAUGGCUCUAUCUAAGCGAAACAGCCAUUGAAGAGGUUCCGUGUUGGAUUGAGAAAUUCACCAGGCUUGAAGAGCUAGAGAUGAAUGGUUGCAACAAGUUAAAAUCUGUAAGCCUAAACAUUUCUAAACUUGGAGAUCCUUAUCUAGUUGACUUUUCAGACUGCAAGGUAAUGACUGGAGGUAGCUGGAGUUUUUCCGGUGGAUGCACCACCUUUGCCAAUUUCACCAACUGCUUAAACUUGGAUCAAGAAGCUCUGUUUCGACAGAAUACACAUCUGGGUUGUCGACUAUGUUUGUCAGGAGAAGAAGUGCCUUCAUAUUUCACUCACCGUACUACUGUAACCUCCUCCUCCUCCUCCUUAACUGUCCGUCUACUUCCCAGCUCUCUCUCAAACCCAUUCCUCAGAUUCAGGGCUUGCAUUGUGCUUAAUGAAGACAAUUCGGCUUGGGUAACUUCUUUUGGCUUCAAAGGCAGAUUUUGGAACAGCUUUGAUUCCUUUGGUCAGGCACAAUACUUCCAGAAACCCAAGAAGAUUUCUUCGAUGAAGAAAUCAGUGAAGGGUAGUUAUCUGUUAAUACUGGAGUGUAGUAUCCAAGCUGAAAUGAACUACACCCAUGUAGAUUUGCAGCUUGAUUUUGCCUACUGUGAGUACAAAGUAAAAGAAUGGGGUAUACGACUCUGUUCAUCAGCAGACAACCAACUUGGUUAUCCAAACACUCUUCCACAUGUUUUCCAAACCGGUGAAGGCAAUACACUUAAUGAGGCUGGACAAGGUAAAAAAUCUGGAGGCGAAGAUGAAGUGACAGAGUCAAGCAGUAAACGUAUGCGGAUUUCGUGAAAAAAAAACUUGGAAUAAGGAGACAGGAGUUGACAAAGAAAAAAAAAGGAGACAGGAAAACGAAUGCGGAAUGCUGGAGGGAAGGAGGCCACAGGGUAUUGAUUCGCCGAACGAUUUUCGGCAGCAGCUUUUGAAGAUUGUGUCAGAUUCAGAGUAAUAACCACAUAAAAUCCUAUAAAUACGUGCUUAACAAGUCAAGUUUGAUCACAUAAACACUUGCCAAUUUCUCUGUACGUGUGUAAAAUAAGCAUGUUAAAAAGAUAUCUAUGAAUAUAGCUUUUCUUUAAACUUUGCGAGUAACACAAGUGUUGCAAACUA
Brassica rapa (field mustard) is the source of this 4800-nucleotide messenger RNA. Its product is annotated as protein VARIATION IN COMPOUND TRIGGERED ROOT growth response. Gene Ontology annotation, molecular function: ADP binding. Gene Ontology annotation, biological process: signal transduction; defense response. NCBI's taxonomy places the organism in Eukaryota, Viridiplantae, Streptophyta, Magnoliopsida, Brassicales, Brassicaceae. The record is from RefSeq and is a predicted model, not a curated record.